GCUAGGAUUAAAUGUUAUGCAAAAGACUGAAAAACAAAACAACACACGCGUUUUCAAAAAAGAAAAUACGCGUUUCUUCUUCUUCUUCUUCUUCCUCUUCUCAUCAUCACCACCACCAACCCUCUCCCUCCAUCCGUCGGCGGCGACCAAGCAUCUCACCAUCUCCUCUUCACACUCCACCUAAACAAACUCCUUCACCGCCUUCUCUUCAUCCAAAACUGCUUCGGCUUCUUCACACCACCUACCAACGCUCAAACGGAACUCCUAUCGCCGAUCUUCCAAACCACCGGUGGCGCCACCAACGACAACUUUUCCAUUCCUUCAGAUGGAUUAACGAGUCUCAACUGUCCGUCACCAUUAGCGAUUUCAGAUUCUCACCCCAAUCUUCUGAUUCUCCUCCAUCACUGAUUCCAAAAGGUUCCAUUUUGAAUCCUUCCUAUACAGAAACACAAAAACGCUAAUCUGUUCCGCUUACUGAUUCAAAAAAGCUGAGGCAUUUGUAGUAAUGAGCUGCAUAGGAUAUGGAUUCAUUUUCUUCUCCAUUACAUAAGCAGCAAUGGCGACAAGUUUCUAAAGUCGGUGGCGGCUGCCGGUAUGUGAAGGUCGUUGUUCCUUUUUCUAUCAUUAUCUCACAAAUACAUAAGGCGCUAUUUUUAUUUCCGAAUCAGAAUUCCUUUCAUCGUUUUUGGUUGAAGUUUUAGGUACAAGAGACUCUACCAUGGAACCAACUUGUGCUGCUUGUGCCAUGGAAUGGAGCAUCCAACUUGAGAAGGGCCUCCGUUCUGGUAAACCAGGUGUACCUGUCAAAGCCAUAUUGCAAAUGGGCCCCCACCUUCAGCGUUGGAGUAGAGAGCUUGAGUCUGGUAUUGUUUCCAAUGGCAUGUUUGGCCUUGUGCCGGGUGAGGAUGAACUAUUUGCUAAUACAAUCCUCUUACGCCUUGCUGAUGCAUUUAGGGGAGGCAACACAGAAAUCAGGCUUUCUGUUGUCAGAGUUUUCUUGAUCGAGAGAAAGCACCAUGAUAACAGGAAGCACAAGCAGUGUAAAGGGUUGCUGUCAGUGGCCAGAGUAGCUAACCAUCUGGAGUUGUUGAAGCAGGUGAAAUCUGUUUUCAACAGUGGAGAUUCAGAGUCUAAGGCUCUGGCUCUGGUUCUGUUUGGUUGUUGGGCUGAUUUUGCCAAUGACAAUGCUCAGAUACGAUACUUGAUACUUUCCACCCUUGUUUCUCCUCAUGAUUCUGAGGCAAAAGCAUCAUUAUUUGCUGCCGGUUGCUUUUGUGAGAUAUCAGAUGAUUUUGCAUGUAUUACGUUGGAGAUGCUUUUUAACAUGAUGAACUCACCAGAAGUAUCAUUGCCUAUAAAAUUGGCUGCAGCACGAGUUUUUGCAAAAUUCAAGUGCUCAUAUUCAGUUGCAAAGAAAGCGUAUAAGAUAGGUCUAGAUCUGAUAUCAAAUUCUUCAAAUGAAGAUAUUCUUGUUAUCAUGCUAUUCUCACUUUCAAAACUGGCUACCAUUUCUACACUUCUUACCUCUAAUCAUGUGAACUUCCUUGUUUCAUUUCUGGAAGGACAAUUAACUUCACAUGUACAAGAAACAGCCUUAAGAUGCAUACAUUUUUUAUUCAGAAACAAUCCAUCUCUAAAGCUUUACUGCAAUACGUCCUUUGAAGUCCCAGAUGGACAACCCCUGGAUCUCUCGCCAUCUGAAUAUGAAACAUGGAAAGGUGAUUGGACUGAUGAUGAAAUGGUUGAACUGAACAAAUUGUUAUCAGAUUCCGAAGCACUUAAAUGUAUAGUAUAAAUUACUAACACACUUGCCAUUGUUGAUGUAAAGUUUAUUUUAUUUUUCAUCAAAAUUUCAACUUCUCUGGGGCAUUUGAAGUACAAGUUUGCACCAUUAAUAUUAAUAUAAAUUAAAAGUUUUACAA
Medicago truncatula (barrel medic) is the source of this 1922-nucleotide messenger RNA. RefSeq names its product integrator complex subunit 7 homolog. Gene Ontology annotation, cellular component: integrator complex. Gene Ontology annotation, biological process: snRNA 3'-end processing. The record is from RefSeq and is a predicted model, not a curated record. The transcript is spliced from 7 exons. NCBI's taxonomy places the organism in Eukaryota, Viridiplantae, Streptophyta, Magnoliopsida, Fabales, Fabaceae. Bases 719 to 1795 code for a protein of 358 amino acids.